AUGUUGGCGAUUACGAUAAUCUUAUUUAUACUGCAGUUUUUCACUAGUGUCCUCUGCAGAGGAUUUGAGGGCAAGUUUGUUGGAGUUCCUCAGGAUGCCAUUGAGGCGCAGUCGGGAAACAUUGGUUCUCCUAUAGUAAAUGGGUUAAACUAUCAGGCUCGAACAAGUGUUAAAAUAAUCGAUCUUGACGCCUCAAAUGAGUUGAAAAUACGAAAGUAUCCAGUUGCUGAAGACUUUACCUUCAAAGUUGAAGAUUUAUCUGAAGGAGCGUACGAACUCUUGGUCAGUUCCUAUGAUUUCAAUCUUCGCAAUACUCGGUUCAGAGUCAUUGUUGAUGAAGAUCAGAUCCAUGUAUAUGACGAUUAUUUGGCUAGCGAAGGGCUUAAUACGACAUCUGCACGUACCGUCAGCGACAAAGAGCCUCUUAUUUUGAAUGUCGUUGACUACAAGCAGUACUAUGAAAGUGCUCAAGGAAAGUUGAGUACAAUGGUAAUGGAGAGUCCCUUUGGCGUGAUUUUCAAAAACAAAAUGUACACUGCAUUUUUUGCGGUGGCAUUGUUCACUUUAAUCGUUCCGACGAUUCUUAGCUACGUUGCUCCAGACAUGGUUGACAGAAUCAAUGAGAUGAAAAAUGAAGGAUACGAGAUGACAGCUCAUAGAGAAGAGGCGGAAAGGUUGGAGGCAAAUACGGCACAAGCACAAAUUGCUAGCAAUGUGGCGACCUCCAAGACUACGGGCAGAGCCUCUCAGCAGGGCCGGAAGAGAAAAUGA
This is a messenger RNA of Clavispora lusitaniae ATCC 42720, 771 nucleotides long. RefSeq lists its product as uncharacterized. The record is from RefSeq and is a predicted model, not a curated record. NCBI's taxonomy places the organism in Eukaryota, Fungi, Ascomycota, Pichiomycetes, Serinales, Metschnikowiaceae.